UAGGGCUCCGGUGGGCGGUGGUGGGUGAGGUUGGGCGGCGCGGGGGGUGGGGCCAGCCUGGGGUAGGAACGAGUAACCGAGCCUCAGUCUGGCGUGAGGAGUAUGGGUGGCUGCACGUCGUCCCGCCUCCCUCCCGCUCCUCACUGCUCCUCGCUGCUGCCAUGAAGGCGCCCUGCUGUCUCUUGGGGGCGGGUGCCCUGCCCCGGCCCCCAGAGCGUGCCCCGCGCCCCGGGCGGCCCCGCGGCUCAUACACUUACAUGUUGUGCGUGUGGUGGUGGGUGGUAGUGGUGGUGGGCAGCAGUGCCCAGUGCCCCAUCAGGACAGAUGCCCAUGACGUGGCCUCCAAGGCCUACGUGUCUCCCCAGGUGGUGGAGGCUGUGGUGAGGGAAGUGAGUCCUAGCCUCCCGGGACGACCCUACACCGUCAGCGUGGUCGUCAGUAAGAAGCUGAGGUCGUACACGGGUCGUGCCCGCGUCAAGAAACGUGCGUCACUGACGCUAACCUACCGGCACCCUCCCCUCCAGGGUGAGAUUAGUGCCGCGUCGAGUGACAGUGCCGGUGAGUGCCUGGUGAGUGCCAUACUCAAGCCGGGCCGCAAGUACCUGCUCUUCCUGAGUGGUGGCAGGGGGCAGGACCAGCCAGUGCCAGUGGCACCCCCAGAACCAGCCACUAAGAAGCUCAGACGCAUCGUACGGAAGACGGUCUGCAAGAACUGUGGUGCAGCGCCUAGUGUAAGCAGACUACAAGACGACUCAGUGGUGGAGAACUACAACCUGACGCUGGAGUGCAGCGUCCAGGGCACCCCUCUCCCACAGGUGCUCUGGUACAAGAACGACACCCUGAUCACCUCCUCCUCCAGGAAUAUCAGAGUCAGGACUAGACCAAGAAAUCUACGCAGACGCAAAGUGAAGCGACCACGAAGCAGUACUCUGAGGAGGAGAAGGAACAGCAGCGCCGUCUCCAGGAGUUCCCCGUGGGUCGUGGGUCGCCCCGUGGGUGGCCCCCGCCGACGACAGAUAAGAAGACGACUGGGAGAACCAGAGGCUCCGGGAAGAGGGAGCCACUCGGUGGCGACGGCGGCGGCGGAGGAGGUAGCGGGGAGGAGAGGGAAGCUGCUGGCGCGGAGGGCGAGGCGGCAGGGACCAGCAUCAAGAGAACCUCGACGACGACCAUCCCCAGAGAUCGAGCCACGACACCCGGGACGCAGACGACGCCCCAACGACUCCAGCAGUGACAGCAUCGCCAGUGGUACUAGCAGCAGUAACAACAAGGGCAACAAGAGGGCCCGCCGUCCCGAGGUCAAGGAGAAGAAGGUGUUAGUAUCACAACUGACGAUGAGGAGUGCAACUGAGGGAGACGCUGGCGUCUACAAGUGUGUGGCCAAGUCAGUGGCAGGCGAAGCUUCUGCCCAGGCCAUGAUCCGUGUCGUCCCACCCAUAGACCCUCAUCCCUUCGUUGACGAGUGUCCGUACGCUGGCUACUGUCUCAACGGUGGCACCUGCAUGAUGUUCAGGAUCGUCGGAGAGCUUGUGUGUCAAUGUGCUGAAGGGUUUAAGGGCCAGCGAUGCCAGGAGAAAGAAGUUUAUCCAACUUUCAAUCGCAAUUGUCAAGGGCCGUUAAAAAACAUACGACACUCACAAGGUCGAAGAUGUCCACGAAAUCAGCCAGCCGCUCUUUGGGAGCUGUUGCAACAAACCUUAGCUCGCAAGAACAAGGUGUUUCCUUGGACAAAGGAGCAACUUCUCAAUUGGUCACCCACCCACACAGGACACGCCUACUGGCCCCGUUAUAUGCGUCCUGCCCUACAAUCUACAACUCAUCCUCAUCCCAGAGGGAGCCACAGUACAGCCCCAACACACAGUGGACCCAUCCCCACUGCCAGUGGCCUUCCACAGAACCCUUCCUUAGGACUCCUUCCCUUGCACCAUACAACCAAGGAUCCGGUAGUUUUGGAUUCUCUUCUUGCCAACCUCGACCUUUCCCAAGUUACCAGGCGCAGAGAACCCUUGGGACACCACUCUUUAACCUCAAUUCCUCCAGUCACACCUCAUCCCACUCAAACGCACGCAACCCAUCAGUUAACCACUCCAAACAGCCCUAUAAUGAGAAAAGUCGAACUUGACACUGUAGAGACCUCACAAAUGGAUGUUCUUCCUCAUUCACCCCGCCAAAAUGAGCACAAUAAGGGUGAGCAUACACAUCCCAUUCACUAUCAUAGUCGGACUCAUCAUCGUCACCAUCACAGGCAGUAUUCUACAGAUCUAAAAGAUCGACCACCUCAUAGCAGCUUAGACGAUGCCUAUUUACCAGAACCUAAUGAAUCAGCAUGGGACCAGAAAGUAACUGAGGCUGAUUUGGACUGGUCCUCAAAGGCAUACCUCAACACUCCAGCGUCCCCAGUCUACUAUACCAUGCCCCACCAGGAAAACGAACACCAGUGACGCACAUUUUUCACACUGGGGCAUUAACAGAUUAAAGCUUUAUGUUGAAUACACAAGCGUCCCUGCACUCCACUUGCAAUGUGGAUAAGGCGUGGAUGGGAGACAGUGUUGGAUGUCUCCUGCUGCUGCCAGACACAGCUGGUGCUGGUGAUGUCAGUAAUACUCAGCUGUACUUAUGGAACUCCACUGCUGUUAGUGGCACUGCUGGGGUCAUGUGACCUACAUUGUUCCUGUUGGGUCAGGCAGCCAAUCGUCAGUGAUAUGUGAAGUAUGGGAGGAAGGACCACAAGCAUUAUGUAAUCAAAGUUGUGUGUUGAUAAUGCUGCAGCUGACCACUAAGGAGCAAAGGGUUGUGAGGUGCCACAGUGUAGUGUAAGCAAGCCAAAGAAACAAGUAGUCAUAGAUAUAAGCAAGCCUGCAUUGGAUCCAUGGUGCCUGGGACAGUAUGCGCACAUGUCCACCAAGUGAGAGAAGUUAAGAGACUUUAGUGAGCUUCCUUCUCAAAUCAUCAGGUCCAGCCACCAGUGGAACUCCUGUAACCCAACAUAAGGUCUGUGUUAUCAUUCAUGAGGUCACUGGGUGGCUCUGUCAGCCAGUACUGGCCAGUGGACUGACUGUGUUUUUAUACCAACACCACCUGCACAGGAAAUAAGUCGGGAAGCAUAAGGAAUCGCGAUGAGCAUUGCUGCUCCGCCAGAGCACCAGUCAGCUCCCGUGACUUUCCUUGGACUUGUGUGCUCUGUCUAUAAGCACUUGUGUUCUAAGUUGUGCACACCAGUUUUGCUUGGUCAGAUCCUGGGGAUCAAAGAAGAAAAGACAUGUAUACUUGUACAUAGCCAUAUAAACUAUAUAUUAAGCUCUGUGUUUACAAUGUUGUAUCUAGGGCUUCUGUUCAGCAAUAAAAUGUGAGACUGAAGUGUUAGAGCAAAUACUGGCAAAAUGGCUCGAGUGAUGGUGUUUACACACAAUAUGGAAUGUGCCUUGAUUGACAUUGCAUUUACAUCAGUCUAGAAACCAGAUAGACCAGUUGAUUUGGUUUAUGUCAUUUUAUCUGAUAUUUGUUGUAUAUACUUUUUCUUCCCCUUCCUACUCUUGGUUGUAAAUUUCUUUCGUUGUAACAUGAGUGAUCACAGAAUGAUAUAUUUUCAACAACAAGAAAGACUGGUUUAGGGAUUGUCACUGGUUUGUACCGAAGCUAAGCGUUUCAUUCUCCUUCCUCCUAUAUACAGAUGAACUUCAAAAACUAUAAUACGUUACAGAUCACACGAAAACUUUUACAUAUUCAACUCUAAUUUAGAUAUUACUACUUGCCUGUGUGUGUUUGUGAUUCAUCAUUGCAUACCUGUAAUAAUGUUGGUAGAAUUACCGACAAUGAUAGGUAUAAGGACACAUGUGCAACUAAUGCGACAUUUUAUUGUGGCAUCGUUUCCCUCUCCAGGAGCGAAAAAAUGUGCAACCCGUGAGCGAAACGUUGCCACAAUAAACUGACGCAUUACUUGCGAGAGUGCAUACCUGUCGCUAAAUGGUAGAUGCAUGGUGGGUUUGUGAUGAUCACCGGACUCAAGGAAACAAUAGUAUCCAAUACGGUGGGGGAGGGGGAAGAGAUACAAAGUAGUAAAAUGCAAUUCUUUAUUGAGAGCAUUUGUCAAUAAAAUAUCUCAUUAUACUACUGGAUUUAUGUGUCUUUAUCUUCCAUCGUGUCGGUAUUUGAUACCGUUUGUCUCCAUGAUUCAUUACCUGUGAAUCUUGGCCCAAGACGUUCUUCGUCGACGUGAUUCUUUUUCUUUUUUAAUUUUUAAACUUAUGCAAAAUGCAUUUUAAGCUUUAGUGGUGUGCUAUAAAAUUCUGACGUUAUGGUUGAGAGUUGAAACACAUUAGUGGAGGCUGAAACAAAUCUUUAUGUAUUUUUUUUAUAUAUAAAAUCUUUCUGCUGUAUUCUCUUGGGAAUACUUUUGAACUGGAAUUUAGGUUAACUAAGCUUUAAAUUUUAUGUUAAACUUACCGUUGGAUACUUAUAUUGUGUUUCUUAUUUAUUUUUAUGUAACUAAUAAUCAUUAUUAUUAUUGUUGUUGUUAUUGUUGUUGUUAUUACAUUCAUUGGGAGUGCUAAACCCGUAGGGGUUUCACAGUGACUGAGGGAAUGGAAAGCAAUCAGGUACGACCCGAGGACAAGUAGGCUACGUUCAGUUCUUUGUAUCAGAAGACACACACAUACACACACACACACACACACACACACACACACACACACACACACACACACACACACACACACACACACACACACACACACACACACACACACAAGAGCAGCAUACUAUUAGUGUGGCUAUGGAAUCUUAUCAAAGAGUUUAGCUGGAAUAUUAUUCUGACAAUGUUAUAGACUUGUUCCAGUCUAUAGAGAGGAACUGUGGUGACGGAGUAGAACUUAGAAAAGCGUCACGCCGACACUCACCAGAACCUAGUUAGGCCUGCGACUAAUGUUAUGGUAGUCAUGAAUGCAAUACAACCGUCACUGAGAAGAAUCACAAGGCAGGAAUGUACUACCUUCUGUGACCUGUGCUGUUAGAAAUUGAAUCAAUCAUUACAGUACAUGUCCUUUCUCAUUCACCCACGACCAUCCAUUCAUCCCUCCAUAACCUGCCACGUUUUAUCUCUUAACUUGCACGUUACAUGUCAUACUUGCUGCAUGCUGAAGCCACAGGGUCAGGCACUUGAGCAGAGCAGAGUACCCCCGUGAUACCUUGGUUAGGGGGCACCACACGUUUUCAGGGGCCUUCCAUCUUCUGAAGAGUACUAUUUUCUCUCUAUUAUUUUCUACUUGCCGAGCUGGCUGGCUAGCUCUGGUUAAUGAGUUUUGUAUGGUGUGAGUUUUAAUAGCGUAUGUUUUUCGGCAUUUAGCUCUCUCCUAGUGCAGACAGAAGCCUGACUGGUCUGCCUGGCUGCAGGCUAGUCCAGCGCCCCUCAGGAGAAUCGUCAGGAACCUUCUCUCCUAUCGCAUGGGGCAGACAGGCCCAGCUCGGGCACGGGGCUCUGCUCUUAACCCCCUUAAACCAUAUUCAUCUAUAAAUUGUGAAACACACCACGGUGGCACAAGCCUGCCGUAAAGUAGGCACUAGUACACAAGUGUCAGGGGUAGGGGCAGUACUUCAUGAUCUCAUUCCGUGGUUAGCGGCAGCAGUUGCCUGGAACCCACACUUCUGCUGCCCCUGGGAUUCCUAGGUCAGUUUAGUCUGAUCCAUGCAAUGAUCACUGGAGUAUUUGCAUUGCUGAGGCAUGAUAGCUGCCCUUCCAUCCACCCCCCGUGUCACUACUUAGGACCGGACCAGAAAAUUCACUUUGCCCAUAAGAAUUAACAGGAAGGUGUCUCCUCCCAGUGGCUUGUUGGUGCUUGGGGGAUAUGGUGUCGGUCUGGCUUGUGUUUUGUGGUUCAGCUUGAGCUCUGUGUCGACCUCACUCUUGUGUGCUUAUUUGCCGUCCUAAUGUUACUUGUAGAGACAAGGUAGCUAACCUAGUGCAGUUUCAUCAUCACACAUUUCGUGCAGUAAGUGAGGAAAUAACAGUGGGACUAUACUGAUUACUAAAGUUGAUAAAUUAGACACAUGUGCAACACUUGGGUAUCUAUAAUCUGGAAACGUUUGACCAUAUUGUCUUCAUCAGUCUACUACAAAGAGGAAUGGUGAUCACCUGAGGGACUGAUUACCUCAAACUCUUUCUGAUCUUCACCAUUCUUCUCUGCAUUGCACUGAUGAAUCCAGUGUAUGGCGAAACGUUUCCACCGUAAAGAUACCUAAGUGUUGCACAAGUGUCUAAUUUAUCAACUUGUCGGUUCUCUGAACUGUUUAUCUACAUUAAAGUUGGAUACCGUGCCUCAACAUGGAACACCUUUGGGUCCCCCAGUUCGAGUUUCCUGGUUCCCCCUCCGGCCCCACUAUGAUUCCACUUGCCACAAACCAACUACCUCAGUUGAUAGUGUACAGUUCGUCAAGGUGCGUGUAGGGCGUUCAAGUAAUCAAAAAUUUGGUUGGGAACGACCAUAAAAGACCUGUGUCGGGAUUCACGAGUUGUCACAGACCAGUCAUUACAGGACAGCCAAACCCUGAAUUGUUGGGCUUAGCUGCUUCUUUUACACUUUAGUUACUGUAUCACACUUAGCAACAAGAGUUUUAGUAUGCCAUUGAGUUUAGUUGCAAGGCCAAAUAGGUUAAGGUUAUAUGGAUAAAAAAGGUUCAAACUGUCAACAGGAUGUUAACUGGAUAACAUUCGAGUGGUAGACACAGUGAGUCCCGGGAGGUCAAAUUUAUUGUAUUACUUUAUAUUUUUUUGUAUAAUUUUGCCGGGGGGACCAAGGCGCUCCAACACACUUGUUAAUAACUUGUCCUUCUCUCAUCUUUUCUUGUCUACUUUGUGUGCUGUAUUUGUCCACUAUAUCUGUCAGUGUCCAAAGCAAAGAUAGUUUUGCCACAGACUGAAUCUAGUAUAUAACAUUUGUAACUGUGCAUAGUAGAUGUUUUAUUUAUUUUUGCUGCCCAGUAUGUGUCAUAUACAGUAUAUGAAAACUAAAUGUUUCAAGCUUCAAAUGGUAAAGCCAAAAUGUGGACCAUUUGAGGUGAUAAGAGCGUGUAAAAUUAAAAAUACAGAAGCCAAUAUGUGCGAGUUCAACUGUAAAUAUUAAUUAUAUUAAUAAUAAUAUUAAUUAUGAAUGUCAUCAUAAAUGGUUCUCUAUGCAGAUGCAUUUAUGUGACUCGUAUGUUAGAAAAGCCAAAUAAAUUACGAGUCUAGGAGA
Cherax quadricarinatus is the source of this 7226-nucleotide messenger RNA. RefSeq lists its product as uncharacterized. NCBI's taxonomy places the organism in Eukaryota, Metazoa, Arthropoda, Malacostraca, Decapoda, Parastacidae. Gene Ontology annotation, biological process: homophilic cell-cell adhesion; synapse organization. Gene Ontology annotation, molecular function: axon guidance receptor activity. The record is from RefSeq and is a predicted model, not a curated record. Gene Ontology annotation, cellular component: neuronal cell body; axon; plasma membrane.